Vigna unguiculata (cowpea) is the source of this 644-nucleotide messenger RNA. NCBI's taxonomy places the organism in Eukaryota, Viridiplantae, Streptophyta, Magnoliopsida, Fabales, Fabaceae. The record is from RefSeq and is a predicted model, not a curated record.
UUGAUUAUUUACUUGUUUGUAACUCAAAGUUCACAUGCAAGAUGAACAAGUUCCCUCGACUAUUGCAUUGCAUGAAUGUGAAAGUCAGUGACAAAGUCAUAAGGAGUGCAUUUGAUAAGAAUAUGUGUGUUGUUGAUGUGGUAGUGUCAGAUGAAGAACAUGGUCAUGAUGUUGUAAAAGAAGCAUUUGAAGAAUUUGGCAUUGCCUAUAGAAAACAAGAUUUGAAGGACAAGGAAGAGGUUCUUCAUCUUCUCGAGUAUGAAGAAGGCGAGAUAGUUGAAAUGAAACAUUCAAUUUCUGAAUUAGAAGAAAUGGUUGCAAAAUGUAAGGAUGUGGUGGGAAAGGAUGAGUACUAAAACGAUGCUGGUGAUGAAGUUUCUGUUGAUGACGACGAUGAUGGUGAUGACGAAAUGUUUAAUGAGCCUUCCGUUAAGGCGAAUCAUGAUGAAGAUGUUUUUGUAAACAAUGACGAUGGAAAACAUAGCAACAUGUAUGACCUAUGAAGGCCCAACCUCGAAAGCGGUACAAGAGUGGUGUGACAAGAACACCUUUCCCUGUUUAUGGAAAUAAGAAGAAUUUGAAAUAACUAACAUUGGGAUGAGUUUUUGGGCAUUUAGAAAUGCAAAUAUGUAGUAAUAAAUUUA